AUGGCUCCAAACGCUAGCUUCUCCUUCGACUACCGAGUGACCCAUCUUGAGGAGCAACCACCACCGUUCCCACAGCUGACGAUUGAGUGUGAGGUGUGUGAUACGUUUGUGGACCGUGCCGAGCUUGUGGAGCAUCUGGAGGUAUGCGCUCAUGACAGUAGUGCGCCGUACAUGCUGAAAAUGAUGUUCCUUCAUCAAGCCAAACUGGAGAACAUCGAGAAGUGGAUUGACCUCAACUACAAACUGCUCUGCGAUGGACAUCCACUGCAACUUCCAAAGGGGAUUUGCUACCAUUGCCCAAAUCCGGAGGAUCAUCGCAAUGAGAGAUGCAAGCAUUUGACAAGACUGGAGUAUUUGCAGACCAUGCUCACCAAGACCGAGGAGGACUACCAGUGGCAUUUCACUGAAGCUCAACGCUUCCUGACAAAAACCCAAAUAGAAAUGUUGUCUUUAAAGCAAAGACGCUACUUGGACGAUUAUUUCAAGAAAAUCGAGGGAGAGAAUAGCGAUCCAACUUCCAACGAGCCAGCUUUCACCGCUGAGGAGAAGGAGUAUCCAGCUUCGACCUGCGCUGAAAUUCGCUCUAUUGAGAGACGAAACAACGAAAAGAUGAGAGACUUGCAAGAGGAUGUGGAGAGAAAAUCGAGAGAAAACUACAUCUUCCAGAUGGAGAAACGAAGAAACCGUCACGAGGAGAUGAUCGAUUAUCUUACAAUCAAGGAUAGAGUCUCUCCAGAUUUUGAACUCGAAUUCGCUUAA
Messenger RNA from Caenorhabditis briggsae, 759 nucleotides. The record is from RefSeq and is a predicted model, not a curated record. Lineage: Eukaryota; Metazoa; Nematoda; Chromadorea; Rhabditida; Rhabditidae. Bases 1 to 759 code for a protein of 252 amino acids. The transcript is spliced from 3 exons.